Molecule: messenger RNA, 1947 nt
Organism: Paramecium primaurelia
Lineage: Eukaryota; Ciliophora; Oligohymenophorea; Peniculida; Parameciidae
Source: the annotation of a GenBank genome assembly
AUGGCCUUUGUAUUUUAAGCUGAAAGAGGAGAUAUACUAUAAUAAAGUGGUGUUUCACAAGACGUAUGAUGAAAUUGAAAAGCUGUAGAUUGGACCUGGUAGCUAUAUAACACAUGAAUAUUAUAAGGUAAAAUAAGGAAAUGCUCCUUUUGAUUCGUCUGUUAGUAGGUGUGAAAGAAUUAAGAAUGAGAUAAUUCCUGGACCUGGAAGUUAUUAUUAAGAAUAUGAUGAGUAUUAUAUUGAUAUUUAACUUAUUAAGCAACUAUUAUGGGUAAUAACUAUCUCCAAAAUUCAUGAAAUUAACUAAUAAAAAAUAACAAUCAUUUAUAUUUGCAUCAUCAUCUAAACGUUUUGAACAACCAAAAACAUUUAUGACUCCAGGGUAAUUAAAAUAUUAUAUUAUUUAGGCCUGGAUCAUAUGAAACAGAUAUAAUAUAAAACAAACCAAUUCAGUAAUAAUUUACAUCCUAAAAUUAAUUGGAAAUUUUGAAAAGUUUAAAUAGAUAUUAAUCAAUUCCUUCUAUUCCAACUGAUAAUUAAGUUUAUGGUUAUACAGAAAAAGGAGGUAUUUAUAUUUAUUAAAUUUAUUAGCUCAUGAUUUGGAAUCUAAUAAAAAUCCAGAACAUACAUAUUCAGGAAUUAAAUAGGAUACUGUUGGGCCUGGAAAGUAUUAAAUUAAAGAUACAUUUGAAUAAAAUAAAAAUAAAGGUGUUUGUUGGCAUAAAUCAAAAAUUCCUAGAUUAGAACCAUUAAUAUCAAAAGAUAGAAAUUAGAGUGUUGGUCCUGGUAGUUAUGAUUGCAAUAGAUCAAUCACUCCAAUAUAUAAAUUAUGUCCAUCAGGAAAUUUUAAAUCUAAAUCUAGUAGAACUUUUGAUAAUACAAAAGGUGAAAAAUAAAAAUAAUUUAUGAAAAUCUAUUUUGAAAAACAAAAAGAAAAAUUAAUGAGAAAUCAUGGAUACUCUGAUUUAGAAGAUGAAGAAUUUUAAUAUUCUGAUGUGAAUUAUAAUUUAAUAUUUUUAGAUAACUACUCCUGGUCCUGGACAUUAUUUUGGUAAUACUUCUACAUAAUCAGUAUCAUCUAAAAAUUCUUAAUAAUCAAUUAAAUAAGGAUAUAAUUGUUUUGGAUCUAGAUCUAAAAGAUUUUAAGAAUAAAAAGUUCAUUAUCAUAUAGGACCAGGAGAAUAUUAAUUAGAAACAGAAAUAGUAAAAUAAAAUAUAGUUUAACCUCCAUUUUAUUCAUCUAAUACACGUUUUGAAGAGAAAUAUUAUGGUUAAUUACCAGGUCCAUAAACAUAUGAUCCUAAAAUAACUGUAUAUAAUAGUUAUUAUAUUAAAUUAGUUAGCAGAGAAAUUAAUAAAAAAAUUAGAAUGGACUCCAAUAGGAAAUUUUGGUAUAAAUGAAUCAAGAUUUAAGGAAGAAUAUAAUCAAAUACCAGGACCAGGAACAUAUGAAUUAAAUAAUAAGGUAUAAAAAGGGAUUAAUUCAAUAUUUAAAUCAAAAACUAAAAGAGUUAGUUCUCCUAAAUAAAAAAUAGAUAAUUUUCCAGCUCCUGGAUCUUAUGAUGUUAAAAAUAAUACUAUAGAAUAUGAAUUAAAAAAAAAUGAGGAUGAAAAUUAAGAACUGAAAUAAUAGAAAUAAGCAUUUGGUUCAUCUAUGCCUAGAUUUAUUAGUAGGAAAAAUAAACAUGAUAGAGUAUAAAGAGUUUUUGAAGAUGAAGAAGAAGAAGAAGAAUUAGAAAAAUUACAUAAUACUUCAGGUUUAUUAAAAAAGAAAUAAAAUAUUUAAGUUUCUUUUAAUGUUAGGGUAAAAAUAUUAUAUGAAUAUAGGAAAAUAGAUUUUAAACUAAAAAAAAUGAUACAUAAAAAUUAGGUCCAGGAGAAUAUUAUAGUCCAAAUAGUAAAAAUUGGGAUAAAAGAAGUUUUAAUGUGUUAUUUUAAAAAAUAUGA